UAUCCCCAAAUAUAAAAGGUAACCCUCGUAUUAUAACUAUUUGCUUGCUUGUAAAAUGUCUCUAACUUCUUGAUGGUGAUAUCUGGCUGUGGCAUAAUUUCAAUUUCUCACAUAUUUUUUGGCAUUUUUCUGCUUGCUUCUUAUCGCCUGUUGGGAUUUAUCAGAAUUUUUGCAUUUCUAUAUGCCGCUGACCGCCAUGCAUGUUUUUUCUUUUGUUGAAUACAUUUUCGUUACUACAAAUUAUGAUAACUCGGCGCUGAUUGUCUGACUUGAAAUUAGUUUAGUUAAUAGUUUUGAAAUAAACCAAAGACUUGUCAUUCGUAAAAACAAUCACGAUGAAGGGAGGUUUAUGCUGGUCUUUCCUGACUUUGGUGGCACUUUCUACCGCAGGACGUGACGGUUAUUAUAAAACUGAAGAUGGAAGUUCUGUGUUUAUAGCAACUAGACCAGGAUAUUAUUGGUUUGAUGCCGCCUGUGAAUGUGCCAAACGAAAUAUGACUCUAAUCACAAUUGAUAGCCAGCACAAGGAAGUGCAGAUUUAUAGGCUGCUGGAGAGCAUAGGUUUCGGGGGCUUUCAGUUUUAUACUGGAGCCAACAAUAUUGCAAAUAUGCACAACUACAAGUGGUUGUCCACAGAGAAUUUUAUUGAAUAUUCGAAUUGGAUAUCUGGGGAACCUAAAUACGGAGAUUUAUACUGCUUGGUCAUAGAUUCUGAAUCCAAGUGGUUCACCUUUAAAUGCGGUUUUAAGAGUUUUUUCAUAUGCGAAGAAAAUGCGUAUCUUCAACAAACAAAUGCAGAUGAAAGCAAAGACUUAUUAUUCGAUUUCCAUCAGCAACUAAAGAGCGAAUGCGAAGCGUCUUCAAGCCACGAUCUACAAGAUCGACUAAUAAAGCUUUUGAAAAGCGAUACCAUUAUAAGCUAUGUUGGUGAAGUAAAAAAAAAUCUACAAAUAGAAAAUGAAAAUUUUAAACUGCAAUUAAAUCACACGCUUACAGCCGUUGAGAAUACAACAAAACAACUGGGCGAAAUACAAGAAUUUUUGGUAACAAAUGUGACAAAAGAAGCACAGCAAUCAGCAGGAAUGCUGGAAGAUUUCAUUCGACAGGAGAGAGAAAAGCUUGAGGAAUCACAAGAACUCUUGUUUGGUAAUUUGACCAAAGAAGCACAGCAUUCCGUGCGAUUGGCAGAGCUAAUACAAGAAGAGAAAAAACUGCGGGAGGAAAUUCAACAACGUUUGGAAAUGCAUUUGAACGGUGAAGCACAAAAUUCGGCACGAAUGAUGGAAGAGCUGGUUGAAGAAGUGAACGAAAUGAGACACAGUUUGGCCAAAGAUGUAUUUAAAACCGCACUGAUAGAACAGUUAAUGCUACAACAGAAAACACAGUUGGAGGAAAAUCAAAAAGUUUUGGAAAUCCAAUUGACUGUGGAAACACAAAAUUUGGCGCGAAUGGUGGAAGAGCUGGUUCAAGAAGUGGACGAAAUGCGCAACAAUUUGGCCAAAGAAGCACAUAACAUCGCACGAUUGCAAGAGUUAAUUCUACAACAGACAAAACAGCUGGAGGAUAAUCAAAAACUUUGGGAUAAACAUUUGACCGAAGACACACAAAAUUCGACACAGAGAGUGGAAGAGCUGGUUCAAGAAGUGAACGAAAUGCGCCACAAUUUGACCAAAGAAGCACAGCAUUCCGCACGCCUAUAUCAACAACAACAUAAACAGCUGGAGGAAAAUCUAAAACUCUUGGAAAAACGUUUAAACGAAGCAGCACAUACAUCGGUACGAAUGGUGGAAGGGCUUGCUCAAGAAGUGAACGAAAUGCGCCACAAUAUGUCCACACAAUUGACCAAAGAAGCACAGAAUUCCACACGGCUGGAAGAGUUAAUUCAACAGCAGAAAACAGAGUUUGAGGAAAAUCAAAAACUUUUGGAAAACCAUUUGAUCGAUGAAGCACAUAAUUCGGGACACAAGAUAAACGAAUUGGCACAAGAAAUCAAAGAAAUACGCAAUGAACUUAGGAAUUUUCAUACAUUCCAGAACGUUGCUGAAAGGCAAUUUGCAUUCAUUGAUUCGCUAAAUCUUAAGGAAAACUUUAAUGCCACUUCCUAUACGGCUAAUUUAAAGUCUAAAAACGAUCACAUUGAAGAUCUCAGAAAAACCAUCAAGCAGUUAGAAAGUCGUUUGGCCGAGUAUGGAAAAUCACAAAAUUGUACUGCUCCAAAGAACUUUUAUUUUGUACAGCGUGGUCAACCAUAAGGCAACGAAUGGAUCAAAGAUUUAAAAAAAACUUUUUAAAUAUAGCUAUUUUUGAGCUG
Stomoxys calcitrans (stable fly) is the source of this 2311-nucleotide messenger RNA. RefSeq lists its product as uncharacterized. Lineage: Eukaryota; Metazoa; Arthropoda; Insecta; Diptera; Muscidae. The transcript has 3 exons. The record is from RefSeq and is a predicted model, not a curated record. Bases 336 to 2252 code for a protein of 638 amino acids.